AUGGAUCCAGCCGAUAUCGAAGGAGCCGCGCGAGAUUAUCGCGAAUCGUUGGCAGAGUUGAAAAAUAACAACAAAACUCAAAUCAAUUUUCUCACAAUCUUGGCCGACGACUUCAAAGGGGCAGCCAAGGAAAUCGUUGAUGUCAUUGAAACGCAUCUGACUACUUGUGCACCGUCCCAGAAGUUGCCUGUAAUGUAUGUCUGUGAUUCUAUUCUCAAGAACGUUGCAAAACCAAAUGACUACCACGCCCUGUUCGCAAGGAAAAUCAUCAACAUGUUUGAGCACGUCUUUCGACAGGUAAAUUUCAUUCUUGAAUCGGGUUUCCUGUUUCUCGGCGAAGAGGGAACUCGUUCAUCGUUAUACAGACUCCGUGUCACCUGGGCAACUACUGGAGCAUUCAUGCCUUCGAAACUGUAUGCAUUGGACAUGAAGAUCAACAGACUGGAUCAAGCAUGGCCGAUUUCGAAUCCAAAUACAGGACGAGCACUUCGCACCGAUCCGCAAGUCAUGGUUAAUGCUCCAUCUACUUCGAGACCAUCAGUUGCACCUACCAGCUCUGGUGCCCCGAUCCCGCCUGCUCGCACUGUUGCUCCUGUCGCACCACCAACUCGUGUGUUCGUGAAUCCAAGGUUCAUCGAAGCUGCUGGUGCUUCAGCCAUUGCUGCUCAGCAGACGACGUCGACGACGAAGAAAACCUCUGAGAAAACGAGGUGUAAAACCGUGAUGUUAUUUCAGAAGGCAUCGUCGUCAGUCAAGGAGAAGCCGAUCAAGAAAGAACCCAAAGAGCGUAAGCAAGAUCCUCUCGAUAAACUUCUUCCCUCUACGGCCAGCGGAUCUUCAAAAUCAGCUGCUCCGCCAGGAUCCAAGAGGAAGUCGAUACCUGCUGAACAUCCGAGUGCUCCGAUUCGAAAGAAGAAUCCACAGCCAGAUCUUGAUGAAGAUCUUCGAUCCAUAAACUUGUCCAACAAAAAUAAUGUUUCGCAACAUGCACGUGACCAAGACUUCAGACCAAAGGCUCUAGCACCAACCUCCGUUAUCGGAUCCCAUGCGUUUGCCCCAGCAGUGUCCCGAACAGUAGUUCCACCGACUGUCCCACCCACUCAUUUCAUUCCACUUCCACCGCAACCAGCUCAUCCAAUGCCUCCAUUUAGUCUGGCUACUCAGCCAUCGACUCCCCAAACAAUUGUUUCUAAUGGAAUGAAUGGAGGCCCAUAUCAUCAUCAUUCACCUCCCCAAGAUCCAGCUCCAAUGGCUACAAUGGCUCAGGUUGCACCAAUGGCUCCUCCAGUUCAAAUGGCAUCGUCCCAACAAUCGAAAAAUGUAUAUUCAUCUGAACAAACGAAACUUGAUGUGCCUGCCAACAAUCGUAUCUUCGUCGACGGAAAAGCCUACGAAGUUAUGUUCGUUGAUGAUACUGCAGUCAUCGAGCGUGGCGGUGCUCCACACAGAAUCUAUUUUGCGGGACCGAAACGCGACUUGCUCAUUGACGGAAUCGCACAUACUUUGGAGUUUGACAAGGCCACUCCAGUGGAGAUUCUCGGUUCAACUCAUAUCGUCAAGUUCGGAGCUCCAUCUCGCGAACUCUACAUUGGAGGUCAUCCAUUCAAAGGACAAUUCGGUGGUCCACCAAUUGUUGCCACAAUCAACGGACGUCGUCAUGAGAUUAGAUUAACCGGAAGCGCGCCAGAAGUCCGUAUUGAACCUGAGCCAUCAUAUCAUCUCACUCAUUUCUUGCAUAAGAUGCGAGAAGAGAAAAAGAUUGAGAUUGCCUCGGAGAAACCGGAGAAGAAAGAAGACUGGCUUUCCUAUCUCAAAAGUCUUCAAAAGUCUGGAAUACUACCACCAGUGAAGAAUCCAUCACCACGUCAGCAGGUAUCACCACCUCCAGCAACAUCCAAUCACAAUUAUAGUAAUGGAGCCAGAGGAGGCCGUCAAAAUCAACGCGGUCCAGGUGGUCAAUCGCGAUGGGGAGCACCAGAGCAAAAGAAGCCAAUUCUUGCUACUCCACCAACGCCAACUGGCAAUGGUAUCGAGAAGAGAAAUUCGCCACCAACUACAAUCACUGAUUAUAACAUUCGAGUAUUACAAGUUCGAUAUGAUUCGGUUGUUGACGCAUUGAUCACAAAAAGAUCAGAUUCGUGCACAAUCUGCGGCAUGCGGUUGGACGAUUCACAAGGAAAGUCAAAAGAAUGGCAAGAUCAUAUGGAUUGGCAUGUCAAGCAAAACUUGGCUCGUCAUGGUUCUAAUUCGUCUGCUGCUGCUAUUCCAUACCGUCAAUGGUAUCCGUCUACAAGCACGUGGCUCACUCCCCGAGCAUCUGAGCAACCAUCCGAUCAGAACGCUGAGAAGCAGGGUUCUCCACUUCCCGGAGUUGAUUCCGCUGGUGUCAAAACAAAAGAAUGCUCGGUAUGCGGAGAGAAGUUCGAUGAGUACUAUGACGAUGAUGAGGAGAUGUGGAGAUUAAGAGAUACCGUCAGCCACAAUGGAAGGAUUGUACACGCUGCAUGUGCGUCAGAUGCAGACACCCACUUUUUCGACAAUUCUACGUACUUUGCCGAUGCUGAAAUAAAGAAAGAGGAACCAUAUGAGGACGGCGUAUACGCUUGA
Messenger RNA from Caenorhabditis briggsae, 2607 nucleotides. Gene Ontology annotation, biological process: termination of RNA polymerase II transcription. NCBI's taxonomy places the organism in Eukaryota, Metazoa, Nematoda, Chromadorea, Rhabditida, Rhabditidae. Gene Ontology annotation, molecular function: mRNA binding; RNA polymerase II complex binding. The transcript is spliced from 8 exons. The coding region runs from base 1 to 2607 and encodes 868 amino acids. The record is from RefSeq and is a predicted model, not a curated record. Gene Ontology annotation, cellular component: cytoplasm; mRNA cleavage factor complex.